AUGGAUGGCGAUUCCGGUCCUGUAGGUCCUGAGGUUGCUUUGCUGUCUCGCUCAUCUUCAGACAUCACCGAACAGAUUCUUCGUUGCGAGUCCGACAUGACGCGAGCAGGCACUUUCAGAGCAUACUGGCUCGGCUGUAAUGAUUUUGGUUAUACCAAAAAGCAAGCAACUCGGAACAGUUCCUUGUCUGUCGGCCUCCAACAACUAGGCACUUUCCUCGCAUGUUUUGCUAUCUGGCCCAUCACGCAUCGAUAUGGCCGCAGAUGGGCGCUAGUCCUGUGUUCGACCAUCUUUGUCAUCGGAGCCAUCAUUCAAACCAUCAACACACAUUCCUUUAGUGCCUUCCUGGCAGCUCGAUUCAUCGCUGGCAUUGGUUUAGGCGGCAGCAGUGUUGUCGUGCCUAUGUUCUCGAGCGAGAUGGCCCCGAAGCAGCUGCGUGGUCAGAUUGGCAUCUUCACCUCGUACUGGAUCGACUACGGUGUAGGCAAAGGCAUCUCGACAAGCGAAUCAAAACAAUGGCAGAUCCCCAUCGGCAUUCAGAUACUUCCCGCCGCUCUCCUCGGUCUCGGGAUGUUCACUCUGAAGGAGUCCGUCCGCUGGCUGACUCUCAAAGGCCGUCACAAGGAAGCUUGGGAGUCUCUGCAAUGGAUCAGAGCAGACAGCGGACCCGAUGCUCAACUUGAAAUGGACGAGAUCCGCCUCGGGGUGGAAACAGAGCUACGCGAGAAAGAAGGCUUCCAGCUCAGCGAACUCUACACCAAGCCUGAAAACCUGAAGCGUACUGUUACUGCCGCUGUUGUGUUCAUCGCACAACAAUCUACAGGCGCGACUGCCUUCGCAACGUAUGGACCACAAUACUUCAAGCUUUUGGUAGGAAGCAAAGGUAAUAACGACCUCCUACUCACCGCUAUUUUCGGCGCCAUCAAGGUCGCCGCUUGCCUGACUUUCGUCAUCUUCGUCGCCGAGAGAGUAAACCGCAAGAUCGUCCUUACACUCGGAGCACUGGUCAUGGCCGCCUGCCAGAUCUCCACCGCCGCUGUUGUCAGAUCUAAGCCACCACCUGGUGACGCCACAGUAACAUCUUCUGGUAUAGCUACUGUGGCGCUCAUCUAUCUGUUUGUUAUCGCAUACAAUUUUUCGUUUGGACCCCUACCGUGGCCUUACGUGUCAGAAAUCUUUCCCACACGCAUCAGAGAGCCUGGUAUCGGUAUUGCUGUAUCCUCACAAUGGCUCUGGAACUUCGUUUACUCAAUAAGUACACCAUACAUGAUAAAAAACAUGGGCUGGGGCACCUUUUUAUUCUGGGGCAUCGCCGACCUUGCAAGUGCUGGAGGGACUUGGUUCUGGCUGGAAGAGACUAGAGGAAGAAGGUUGGAGGACAUCACACAUACGACUGACCGGGCUAAGAGCUUUGGCGAAGAUAUGAGGUAUGAGGGAGAUGAGGACAGGGAUAUCGGUAAGAAGCCUGGUGUUGAGAUUCGAUAG
Aureobasidium uvarum is the source of this 1485-nucleotide messenger RNA. The record is from the annotation of a GenBank genome assembly. Lineage: Eukaryota; Fungi; Ascomycota; Dothideomycetes; Dothideales; Saccotheciaceae.